Molecule: messenger RNA, 357 nt
Organism: Zasmidium cellare ATCC 36951
Lineage: Eukaryota; Fungi; Ascomycota; Dothideomycetes; Mycosphaerellales; Mycosphaerellaceae
Exons: 1
Coding region: 1-357 (118 amino acids)
Source: RefSeq, a predicted model, not a curated record
AUGCACCUCCCCCACCUCCUCCUCGCAACCCUCUCCCUUCUCCUCCCCUCAACCCUCGCAAACACCCGCCGCCCAGACCCCGGCUUCGAAGCCGACACCCUCUGCACGGUCGAAGUGGUCAAAAACAUCCGCCUCUCGGACCCCCUCAACAACACCCUCCUCCUCUGGCCCAAGGGCUCCUGCUGCACGACCAUCGACUGCCAACUGCAGGACUUCAGCUGUCCGGAGAAUCCGGCGCAUCCCUCCGGUGACGGCAAGGGCGGGGAUAUUUGCUGUUUCAAGGCGAGUGGGGAGGGGGAGGAUUUUGGGAUGUGUCGGUGUGGGAUUGAUGCGAAUCCGCAGGGGACGUGCUUUUGA